This is a messenger RNA of Carassius auratus (goldfish), 1450 nucleotides long. RefSeq names its product 12-(S)-hydroxy-5,8,10,14-eicosatetraenoic acid receptor-like. Bases 162 to 1121 code for a protein of 319 amino acids. Gene Ontology annotation, molecular function: G protein-coupled receptor activity. Lineage: Eukaryota; Metazoa; Chordata; Actinopteri; Cypriniformes; Cyprinidae. Gene Ontology annotation, cellular component: membrane. The transcript has a single exon. The record is from RefSeq and is a predicted model, not a curated record. Gene Ontology annotation, biological process: G protein-coupled receptor signaling pathway.
ACUGUAACCUCUCAACAAGUAGAGACUUGAAAGCUCCAGCAGAGGAGGUGCUUUGCCUUUAAGUCCGAGCAGCGUUUAAAUGCUCUGCUUUGGUAGAACAGACGUUCACAGCUGUGUCGUCUACUUACAUAAGGAAUCAUUUUGGAUCAAAAUUGGGGAAUAUGGACACCUCAAGCUUGGACAACGACACAGACAAAAUCUGUCAGGAAAACAUCGACCAUAACCGAGCGCUGUAUAUUUUCUACUCUUCUGUGGUAGUGCUGGAGUUGAUCUUGGGUCUUCUGCUGAAUGUUACAGUUAUCCACCUCUUCAUCUUCAAGCUCAAGUUCUGGAAAUCUAAGACCAUUGACAUUUUCUUGUUCAAUCUGGUCCUGGCUGAUAUUUUGUUGCUGAUUGGAUUGCCCGUAAAGGCUUAUAACUUUCAGCAAUGCAGUGAACACAAGGUAGUGUGCAAAGUACAGCUCUUUCUACAGUUUCUCAACCGAGGAGCCAGCAUCGCCUUCCUGACGGUCAUCUCCAUUUAUCGAUAUUAUAGCGUGGUCCAUCCUGGGAAAAGUAGAGUCCUGAGGAUUUUGAGAAUGUCGCCUCAGAUUUCUGUAUUCAUCUGGGUGUUGCUUGGAAUCUUGACCAUUCCAGCCAUGUUGCAAAGUUUUAUCAGAUGCAACAUCAGUGAAAAAGAUGAGGAACUCACCACCAUUGUUCUACUGAGAGAAAUUGUGUUUUUUACUCAGAUUUUCAUACCCUUUUUUGUUCUUGUGUAUUGCUCAAUACGGAUUAUCAGAAGACUCAAACAGAAGUCAGUGGGUGACAAGACUAAGCUCCGGAGAGCGAUGUUCCUCGUCACUUCGGUGGUUUUCGUCUUUGCGGUCUGCUUCUUGCCUUAUGCCAUAACAAGAGCAGUGCAGCUAUAUAAAACUGGGCACGUGUUGCCAGAAGAGAAAGAUACUGUCGUUAAACUGUACGAUGGGCUUAUUUGUCUGUCUUAUCUGAACUGCCUGCUGGAUCCAAUCCUGUACUGUCUGAGCAGCAGUAAAUUUAAGAAGUUAUACAUAUCAAUAUAUCUCCCCUUUCUACUGGAGAAGGUACAACCUGAAAGUGCAGAAGAUACUGGAGAUGACUAAACUAAGUAAAAAAAAAAUAUAUCCUUUGAAAAGGAUGUUGGGAGAAUUUCAGUCAGUUGCUUAGAAUUGCAUUUCUGACGGAAGUGAUUUACAUUUGUAAAUGUGAUUAACGAUUUGUAUACUGGAAACUAGAAAUGCGUGAAUUAAUUUCUCUGUCAGGCACAGAGAAUGAAAUGAGCAAGAUUUCAUGUUUUAAUUGCAUCUUAUAAUUUUUGCAUGUAUGAUUUGUUUACUGAUAUGUGAUAUUUGUGAAAUUAAAUUUUAUUUCCUCACUGUUGUAUUUGUAAAUUUGUCUAAAGACUAUAAAGAUAAAGACUUCUUGAUUCCUA